AUGAGCUCACCAAAGUCAAUGCAGAGGAAGGCAUCCCAACGCAGCCAUCGCAAGAAGGUGUUCAUUUCGCUGCGUUUUGGGGAGGCCGGCCAUGCAGGCAAGCUGCUCCAGCGAGAGUUGGAGCAGGUGCACGGCCUGGACGUGUUUUUGUGUGACGUCAAGCCUGGUGGCAACAUGGAAGAAGAGAUCAUCACGGCUCUCGCGGUCUGUGACUUGGCUGUCAUCAUGGGCACCAAGACGUACGGCAAGAAGACGCCUUCCACUUUCAGCACUUUCGAGGAGCUGCGGUUCAUCACAACUGAGCGCAAGCCAUUCUUUUUCAUCAAAAUGUGCGAGCGGCUUGAAGAGUCAUUUGCGCGGUUUCAUCUCCCCGACUCCAUCUCCUUUUUUCAGUGGAUCCCUGCUUCAAGGGAUCCAGAAUCCAUGUCCCUACCACACGAUCUCGCCCCAGCCAUCGUGGACAAGCUCACCCACAUCAGCACCUCUAGCAGCGCGAAGGGCGGCAAAGGUCACUCCUCCGUCAUCACACGACAGCUCCCAACGACACUGGACGCUAGCCUGACACAGUGGCUGCAGCGCUACAACAUGUUGUCCUCCAUGGGGCUGGUGCUUGAGAAGCGCAACAUCACAAGUCUUCACAAGUUGGAGCAGGCAACAGAGGCCAUGCGGAAUCCGAGAAAGCAUGCACUUGCGAAGCGACGACGGCAACAGCAAGAGCAGCAGGGAAUGAAACGAGGAGAGCAGAGAAGUAACCCCAAAUCAGAAGGAGGCCUGCAACAGUUACAUGAGAGCAUGUUGAUGAAAGAGAAGGAGUUGAAGCCAGCCGAAAUUGCCAAGUUCCGGCGGGCGUGCAAGGCGAGGACCUGGCACAACAACGAGAUGGACAGUGAGGGAAUGGUGGAGAGCACUGAGGGGGUGCGCGGACAAGCAGCUGAGAAGCAGGAAGACGACGAAGAGGAAUACCACGAAGAAGAACAGGAAGAGAUGCAGCAGCAGCAGCAAGCGAGUGUUGCGCCGACACCUGUGCGUGAAGGUGUGGCAGAUGAAACCCUGUUUCGGGAGUGCCUGCAAAAGGUGAGCGACGAGGACGCCAAGGAAAAGAUUCUCAGCAUUUGGAACAACACGUGUGGCGAGGAGGUUCGGCUUCUUUGGGGAAACAACCUUGGAGAUAUAGGCGGGAAGGCGCUUGCAGAGGCAUUGAAGGUCAACACGACGCUAACAGGCCUCUACCUUGAAAACAACGACCUUGGACUUGAAGCGGGAAGAGCGAUUGCGGAGGCAUUGAAGUUCAAUGCAAUGCUGGCAGUACUUGACCUAAGCUACAACAUCCUUGGACCCGAAGGCGGGAAGGCAAUUGCAAAGGCACUGAAGGUCAACACGACGCUAACAACGCUUGACCUGUAUAACAACGGCGUAGGCUUUGAAGCCGGAAUCGCGAUUGCAGAGGCUCUGAAGGUCAACACGACGCUUACGGAGCUGGAUGUUGAUGACAACUUCAUCCCGGGCAAAAUCAAAUCAGCCAUCAAUUCGGCUCUGAGGAGAAACAAGAAACUCGCACCUCGCAUGCAAGAGCUGAAUGCGCUACUUGAGUACGGCUCCGUACCCCUGUCCACGGCCAAGGUGUUUGUUUGCGGGCAUUUUGGCAUCGGCAAGACCACCCUAAUCAAGACGCUGCAGUCGUCUCCACACGUCUUCAACACCAUGGUGCGCCGCCGUCGCAAAACAUAUGACGAGCCCGAUCGCCCAGAUCAGCGCACGCCCGGCAUUGAGAUGCACAACUUUGCACUCAAGAGAGGCAGGUCGUCUGGCAGCGUCUCCCUCACACCAUCGCCCGUCAACGCAGCAGAAGGGAGCGAAGACUCAUCCCGUCACGAGACAGCGCUCCCGCCGUGCAAGCUGCGGGUGUAUGACUUCGCUGGGCAGGUGGAGUACCACGUGGUGCACGAGCUACUGUUUGCGGACCACAACGCCGUCUUUGUUGUGUGCGUGGACCUGUCCAAGGACAUGGCCAACGUGGAGGAGUCUGUGCUGUACUGGCUUCGCUUCAUCAAGACGCGCCUGCACCAAGCCGUGCACCGUUCACCGCAUCCGCCACACGUCUUCAUUGUCGGCACGAAGGCAGACAAGCCACACGAGCACAACACGCUGGUGGAGACAGCAGCAGAAGCUAUACCACAUGCUUCUGGUGUCUCUUUGCCGCCAAUGCAGUUUCCGAGUGGUGACACGCUGUUGCAGAGCCGACGACUGCAGGAGUGGUUUGGUGACACGAUGCGUAUCCAUCCACACGUGAUCCCCCUCAACUGCCAUGACUUGGGCAGUGCCUGCAUGCAUCACUUGCGCGAUUUGCUUCACGCUACCUGGUUGGAGGUCGUGCAGCAAGACAUUCAAGUGCCCAAAGUGGUGGAAUUGAUUGGCGAGGGGCUGCAACUCUACCUACAUGUGCGUGGAGACAUUUUGUGGUUCCAGUCCAUCCCAUCUCUUGCCGACCAUGUCUUCGUCUCCCCUUCCUGGCUGCUGAGCAAAGUAGUUGGCCCAGCGCUGGCACCGGCCCACUUUCCCGUCCACUUGCGAGCGAGGGAAGGGCGCGUGAUGUUCUCGGAGAUGCAGCGUGUGUUCGGGCGGGUGAUGGAUCCAGACCUCGUGGUGGACGUGCUGAGCAGCAUGCUGCUGUGCUAUGAAGAGGACGCCGCCCUGCAUGAGGGUAAUGGUGACCGUGUUUUCAUGCUGCCGUCGCGGCUGGAGUGGCGCCCAGAGCGUCUGUGGGGAGAAGAUGGGUCUGUGGAAGUGUUUGCCGGCCGCCGCCUGCAAAUUGCGCAACACCACGGGAUGAUUUUCCCCCCUGGCGUGUUCCCGCGUGUGCAGUCACGCAUCGUGCAGUGUUUGGAUUACACCACAAGCCUAUGGCAGACAGGGUUCUUUGGCCUGCUGUCUUCUGUUGAGUGCUUGGGCCGUAUUGUUAGCGACACGUGCAUUGAUCUGUGGGUCCGCUGCCCCGCCACACACAAGGAGCACGCUUGGCUGGCCUUGGACAUGAUGCUGAGCGAGGUUGAGGAGGAGGUUGAGGGCAUCGAGUACGACCAUCUCGUGCUGAGCCACGCCCACCUGUCCUCCUACCGGCGCCAUCCAGCCGGAUACCCGCUCCAGGACGUGGAGGACGCCGCCGCCGCCGGUGAAACGCUCAUCAUUCGCUCGGUGGACGAUACAUCCAGCCCUGGCAAGAAGGAACACGCGCGGGACGAGCUGAAGAACCUCCUCCGUGAAGACCUGUUCCUGGCCUACGUAGCUGAUGCGUCUGAUGUGUGUGUUUGA
Molecule: messenger RNA, 3309 nt
Organism: Salpingoeca rosetta
Lineage: Eukaryota; Choanoflagellata; Craspedida; Salpingoecidae
Exons: 8
Coding region: 1-3309 (1102 amino acids)
Molecular function (GO): protein binding
Source: RefSeq, a predicted model, not a curated record